Sinocyclocheilus grahami is the source of this 1818-nucleotide messenger RNA. It is a transcript of the gene tgm1l5, whose product is annotated as transglutaminase 1 like 5. Gene Ontology annotation, molecular function: protein-glutamine gamma-glutamyltransferase activity. The record is from RefSeq and is a predicted model, not a curated record. Bases 1 to 1818 code for a protein of 605 amino acids. Gene Ontology annotation, biological process: peptide cross-linking. NCBI's taxonomy places the organism in Eukaryota, Metazoa, Chordata, Actinopteri, Cypriniformes, Cyprinidae. The transcript is spliced from 12 exons.
AUGAGAUCUGAUAUUGAAAGAUUGACUAGCAGUGUCACAAGUGCUGUACUGCAGGUACGUUCUAUUGAUCUGAUCAGGGCCAGUAAAGGACAGAAUCGACAGGAGCAUCACACAGAUGGUUUCUUUAGCAAUCAUCUGAUUGUCCGUAGAGGACAAUGUUUCCAGAUGUCUGUUGAGCUCUCUCGAACCUUUGUUCCAAACAGAGACCAACUUCACCUGGAGCUGAGACUUGGAAAUGUCUUACCAGUACACAAGGACAGUUUUGUGAUUGUACCACUGGUGUCGGAAUUCAGGAAAGAAGCCUGGGAGGCAAAAAUUGUUGAACAGGCAAAAACCACAAUCAGACUGGCGGUUUAUUCCCUUCCAACCUCUUGUAUUGGACGGUACAAACUCAAUGUAGUAACAAACUGCCCAGCGGGAAAGGCCACUUCACCAGACACUCCUGAAAAUGACAUUUACGUGCUGUUCAACCCUUGGUGCAAAGAUGACUCUGUGUGCAUGAAUGAUGAGACGGAGAGAACUGAGUAUGUACUAAAUGAAAUGGGCAAACUCUACUAUGGAACUGAGCAACAGAUUGGUACCAGAACCUGGAAUUUUGGACAGUUUGAUGAAGGAGUCUUGGCUGCGUGUUUCUUUGUGUUGGAGAAGAGUGGCAGCCCUUGCUCAGGAUGGGGAGAUCCUGUUAAUGUAGUCAGAGUGGUAUCUGCCAUGGUUAAUUCCAACGAUGAUCAAGGAGUGCUGAUGGGUAACUGGAAAAAGACCUGUGAGGGGGGAGUUUCUCCUACAGUUUGGAGCGGCAGCAGUGCCAUCUUGAAACAGUACCACGGCAGUGGAGGAGUAACUGUCAAAUAUGGGCAGUGCUGGGUCUUUGCUGGAGUCACCAACACAAUGUUGCGGUGUUUCGGCAUUCCCACUCGUCCAGUCUCAAACUUCAGUUCUGCUCACGACACUGAUGCUUCCUUGACUACAGAUGUUUAUUUAGACGAUAAUUUUGAAGAGAUUAAACACCUUACCCGUGAUUCAGUCUGGAACUACCACGUGUGGAAUGAGGCCUGGAUGACUCGGCCGGACCUGCCAUCUGGUUUCGGAGGUUGGCAGGUUAUUGAUGCGACUCCUCAGGAAACCAGCCAGGGCAUCUUCCGCUGCGGCCCCACCUCUGUUGCUGCGAUCCGCAGCGGACAGGUCUACCUCAAAUAUGACACACCUUUUGUUUUUGCUGAAGUGAACAGCGAUAAAGUCUACUGGCAGCGCAAAAAUAACGGGACCUUCGCUGUGAUUCGGGUUGACAAGAGUGCUGUAGGUCACUCCAUCAGCACGAAAGCUGUCAGCUCAGAUGAACGUGUAGACAUUACGCACCUCUACAAAUAUGCAGAAGUCCAGUCUCUGGAGUGGACGCUGCAGUAUGAGGACUAUAAGGACCAUCUGGUGGGUCAUGGAGCGCUGAUGCUCACGCUCUCUGGACAGGUCACUGAGACUAGACAAACUCUGGCCAAACAGUUCAGCUUCAGGCUGCGCACACCAGACCUCAUUAUCACUCCUGUAUGUGAUGCUGUGCUGGGCAGAGAGCUGAAAGUCAAAAUCAAGUUCCAGAACCCACUGCCCUGUGUGCUGAAGAACGUCAUAUUCCGGAUUGAAGGAUUGGGAAUGCAGCACGUCAAAACCAUUCACUAUGGUGAUAUUGCAGACCAAGCCUCAAAGUGUCUGACAGAGACAGUUGUCCCCAAACGGUCCGGCCCACAGAAGCUUCUAGCAACACUUGACUGUCCUCAGCUCACUCAGGUGCAUGGAGUCGCAAACAUCCUGGUCAAAGAUCACUGA